Pneumocystis carinii B80 is the source of this 3315-nucleotide messenger RNA. RefSeq lists its product as hypothetical. Bases 47 to 3274 code for a protein of 1075 amino acids. Lineage: Eukaryota; Fungi; Ascomycota; Pneumocystomycetes; Pneumocystales; Pneumocystaceae. The record is from RefSeq and is a predicted model, not a curated record. The transcript has 3 exons. Gene Ontology annotation, molecular function: protein binding.
CAAACUGCAGAUUAAAAUAGAGUGUAUUUAUCAGUAAAAUAAACAUAUGACAGCACAAAAUAGCAUGAGAUUUGGUCCAGAAUGGAUGCGUCAAGGACCUCAUAAUAAUGUAGUAGAAGAAGGAUUAACAGCAAUCAGAGGAGUUCAGAACAAAGAACAGGAUGAAAAGGAGCAUCAAGAACAGAUAUCAUAUCUGUUUAGUCCUUCAUUAUCGCAGCAACCUAAUAAUACGCCAGAAUCACCAUCUACAACAUCACCGGGUUUAUUAAGAUAUAGCAAGGAAUUUCUAUUGUCUAUAUGGAAGGAUAUGUUUAUGUCAGAGAAGGGAAUUAGUAAGCCGUCAGAGCUUAAUCAAUUUUCUCAGAUAUCAAGUGAUGAAGUGAUAGCUCCGGUAUCAUUAUCGGAGAUGAGUGAAGAAGAGAAGAAGCUUUUUAUAGGACCGGUUAAUAGUGAAAAGAAGAGGAGAAAUGUAGAAUUAAUGAAUAAUAUAAUAUAUGGGAAUUCACAUUUUUAUGCAAAUCGAGCAUAUUCGCCACGAAAUGAGCGAUUUAUAAAUAGUUCGAGAUUUGAUCAAAAAACAAGAAGUAAGGAGGGAUAUGAAGGAUUUAGAAAUCCACGUAUGCAAAAAUCUCGAGAAUAUUUUCCUAAUACAUUUCCUUCUGAAAUUUGGACGCCUGGACUACGAACUAACACAGAAACACUUGUAAAUAAUAUGCUUUCUAAUGGAAAUAAUGAAGUUGUUCCAUCAUCUAUUAAAUCAGAGGAAUCAGAACUUAGAAAUGCAUAUACGAAAGAAAAUAGAAAUAUUUCAUUAAGUAAGGGUAUUGCAGAUUUGUCUAUUUCACAAAUUAAUACACCUUUUUUAUCAUCUGAUUCUAUGCGUUCACCUGUAGAAAGUAUAGGGUCUAUUCCAGGAAGAAAUAUUUCGAGAUUACAAUCUUUGGGCAUGUUUGAAUCGCAAAAUUCCUCAAAAAUUUCACCCACAUCAACAUCACCUUUUCAAUAUGAUGAUUCUGAUGAUGUACUAAAAGAAGCAAUGGAACAUAUUUCUGAAGAUAAAGAUAAAUCACUGGAAAAUUUUCAAAAUAAACUUAAUACUAAUUUGGAUAUUAAUAAAUCUUUGGAGAAUAUGCAAAAAGAAAAGACACAAUUUUUAGGCCUAUUUAGUCCUUCAGAUUCACCAUCUUUGAACAAAAAUAGCAAGAUUGAAAAGCUUUUUGAAAAUCCUCAACAAUCUAAUUUCUCUCAGCCAUCACCAUUGCAACCUCCUUCUAGAACACCUGUUAUGCCUGAUAAAUUGAAUUGGCUUUAUAAGGAUCCUAUGGGUAUCACACAGGGUCCGUUUUCUAGCUUAAAAAUGCAAGAUUGGUAUAAUGCAGGAUUUUUUCAACUUACAUUAUUGGUAAAACAAGUCAAUGAUGAAGAUUUUGAGCCCUUGAGUUCUUUAAUAGCACGUGUUGGGAAUCAAAAAGAACCGUUUUUGGCACCCUUUUAUACCAAAUUACAGGCUAUUUCCCCUGUAGACAACUUUUACGAUACGGUUAAUGAUUGGGAUUCACCAGGACUAGAAUCUAAAUUAGAUCAUCAUCUAUCUGGAACUACUGCUCUUGGUAAUAUAAAUCCUGUAACUCCUACAAGUCCUGGAUGGAAUCGACAAACACAAUUUCCCAAGUCAUUUUCUUUUGAAUCUAAUUUAGCUCCAGAUCAACAUAAUUCAUUAGAAAGUAGAAAACAUGAAGAAUAUUUGAUGCAUCAUAAAAAGAAUUUGUUUCAACAACAACGAUUAACACAACUCGCUAUUCAACAGCAAAAGCUCCAGAAUAUCCAAAAACAAACUCAAAAUCAACAGGAAAGACCAAUGCAAGUAAAUUUUUUAAGGAAAAAUGAAACAUUUCCUUUAAAGUUAACAAAAAGUACAACAUCUGAACCCAUUGUUAGAAGUAAACCUUUGGAUGAGUUAAAUAUUCCAAGAAUCGAUGAAGAAACUCCAGAAUUCUCGCCACAUUUUAAUAAAACAGUGGAAGAGAAAUUAUCUAAUUUAGAUCCUAUGCUUUCUUUUGUUAAUACUGAGCAAAACGAUUUAUUAAAUUUCACCAGAAGUUCUUCAGAAAUUAUAUUUUCAAAACCAGAAACAAUUCAGUUUACUAAUUCUAAUAAUAUACAAAAACAACCUUUUCAAAAGAAAAAUGGAAUGUACUUAAAAUCAUCAAAUACUAAUCAAAUAUUAAACCAGCCUUUAAUAAAACAAAAAGAGUCACAAAAAACUCCAAUACAUCCUAUUUCUCCAUGGGCAAAUGUUUUAGAUGAUAUUAAAGAUGUUUCAUUACGUGAGGCUCAGGGAUCUGAAGUCAAGGAUUCACAAAAUUCUACGCAAGAUAUAUUUUUAAAUUGUGAAUACUCUAAAAAAGUAAAUUCGACUAAAAAAGAAGCACAUCCUAUUAUCAAUAGUCUUCCAGAGACUUCAGCAUGGAGGCUUCCAAAUAGUAUUUCUGAAAACUCUUCAGGUUCUAUGCCAAGUCAUAAUUUAGGUCCUGCAUGGCAAUCCCCUGGCAUUAUUGUUAAAAAAUCUCUUGCCGAAAUACAAGAAGAAGAACAAAAGGUGAAAGUAAAUAAAUAUCAAAAACAACUCACUAUAAAUACCAUGGCAGCGUCAUUAUCUUCCAAAAAUCAUACUACUCUUCUAAAAAAACCAUCUCAAUCUCCCUGGAUAACUGUUGGACCAGAUGGCCGAUCAGUUUCACGUUCUUCUCCUGUAACAUUAUCUUCUCGUACAAAUAUUGAGGCAUCUAGAAUAAAAACGGAAAAUUUAGACCUUAAUCAGAAAAAAUCGAAUGUUUCUAAAUUCUAUAGUACACAACCUAUUAACCAAUCUUCUAAUUCGACUAAUUCUAAUAUUUCUGGUAAUUCAACAAAAAGUAAUUCAAAUGAUUUCUUUAAUUGGUGUAAAAAGUCACUUAAAGCAUUAAAUCCUGGAAUUAAUUUGGAAGAUUUUCUUCAAAUGCUUAUGUCGCUUCCUGUUGAACCUAGUCAAGAGACUAUUGAAAUUAUUUCAGAUAGUAUAUAUGCCAAUAGUGCAAUUCUUGAUGGUCGUCGUUUUGCAGAAGAAUUUGUUAAACGAAGAUUAGAAAAUAUCUCUUCAGAUAAUGAAACCCUUGAAAAAAACAUUGGCGUACAAAGUUGGACUGAUGCUUUAAAAUCACAAAAACAAAAGGAGUCUGAAUGGAAUUCCACAUUUAAGAUUGUUUCAAAUAAGAAAAAUAAAAAAAGAAAUUGAAAUUAAUAUAUGGAAAAUUUCAAAGUAUUUGAGUAUUUGCA